This is a messenger RNA of Aspergillus sclerotioniger CBS 115572, 2784 nucleotides long. RefSeq names its product ATP-dependent RNA helicase DBP10. The transcript has a single exon. The record is from RefSeq and is a predicted model, not a curated record. NCBI's taxonomy places the organism in Eukaryota, Fungi, Ascomycota, Eurotiomycetes, Eurotiales, Aspergillaceae. Gene Ontology annotation, cellular component: nucleus. Gene Ontology annotation, molecular function: RNA helicase activity; RNA binding; ATP binding. The coding region runs from base 1 to 2784 and encodes 927 amino acids.
AUGCCUGGUCGUGCCGCUUCUCCGGCUAUGUCGGAGAAUGAAUUCGACAUUACCAAUGCGCUGUUCCAGAAUGACAGCGAUUCCGACCAUGAGCCCGCCGUGAAGCAGACCAAGCGGCAGCCGAAGGCGGCGGCGCCCCAGCAGCUCGAUUUCCUCGGCGUGGAAGGCGAUGACGACGACGAAGAUGACGAGGCGUUCAUCGCGGAGACGCAGGCAUCGGCGAAUCGAAAGGGCUCGAAUUUGAAGGGUCGCACGGUGAAAAAAGGUGGUGGUUUCCAGGCCAUGGGAUUGAAUGCGAAUCUGUUGAAAGCCAUCACACGGAAGGGUUUCUCGGUGCCGACGCCCAUUCAGCGCAAGACGAUCCCUGUGAUUAUGGAGGAUCAGGAUGUCGUGGGUAUGGCGCGUACAGGUUCCGGAAAGACGGCCGCGUUCGUGAUUCCCAUGAUUGAGAAGUUGAAGAGCCACAGCAGCACGGUCGGAUCCCGCGCCCUGGUCCUAUCGCCAUCCAGAGAGUUGGCCCUGCAGACGCUCAAGGUCGUGAAGGAAUUAGGCAAGGGGACAGAUCUGAAGUCGGUGCUGCUGGUUGGUGGUGACAGCCUGGAAGAACAGUUCUCCAUGAUGGCCGGUAACCCUGAUAUCGUGAUUGCGACGCCCGGUCGUUUCCUGCACUUGAAGGUCGAGAUGAACCUGGACCUGUCGAGUAUUCGCUAUGUUGUGUUCGAUGAAGCCGAUCGACUGUUCGAAAUGGGUUUCGCCGCCCAAUUGACCGAGAUUCUGCACGGCUUGCCCUCCACUCGCCAGACUCUGCUUUUCUCCGCCACCCUGCCCAAGUCCUUGGUGGAAUUCGCGCGCGCUGGUCUGCAGGAUCCAACACUGAUCCGUUUGGAUACGGAAGGCAAGAUCUCUCCCGAUCUGCAGAAUGCCUUCUUCUCCGUCAAGUCGGCUGACAAGGAGGGCGCGCUGAUGUACAUCCUCCACGAAGUCAUCAAGAUGCCUACGGGCCCGACGGAGGUGUCGCAGCGCAUGAAGGAGGAAGAAGCCAAGGGAAGAGGGAGAUUCUCCAAGAAGCGGAAGCGUGAAGAGAAGGUUAACUGGAAGGAGUCCCCUACGCAGCAUUCGACCAUCGUCUUCGCCGCGACCAAGCACCACGUUGAUUACCUGUAUUCGCUGCUUUGCGAAGCCGGUUUUGCAACCUCCUACAUCUACGGUUCCCUCGACCAGACGGCUCGUAAGGUCCAAGUACAGAACUUCCGCGCCGGUAUCUCGAACAUCCUUGUCGUCACGGACGUGGCGGCCAGAGGUAUCGAUAUCCCCAUUCUUGCCAAUGUCAUCAACUACGACUUUCCCUCGCAAGCCAAGAUCUUCGUCCAUCGUGUCGGUCGUACGGCCCGUGCUGGUCGCACUGGUUGGAGUUACAGUUUGGUCCGCGAUUCCGAUGCCCCAUACCUACUCGAUCUGCAGCUGUUCCUGGGCCGGCGAUUGGUCCUCGGCCGUGAGCAUGGCGACAAUGUCAACUUUGCCGAGGAUGUAGUUGUCGGAAGCAUGCCUCGGGAGGGUCUCUCUCAGGGCUGUGAGUGGGUGUCUAAGGUCCUGGAUGAUGUGGCGGAUAUUGCCAUGCAGCGUUCGGUCGCCAGCAAGGGAGAGAAGCUCUACAUGCGCACGCGCAAUGCGGCGUCUCUGGAGAGUGCCAAGCGGUCGAAGCAGGUGGUCAGUUCCGACAACUGGACGGCUCUGCACCCUCUAUUCAACGACGAGACCAGUCACAUGGAAGCCGAGCGCGAGAAGAUGCUCGCCCGGAUCGGUGGCUACAGGCCACAGGAGACAAUCUUCGAAGUGAACAACCGUCGCAGCGGCAAGCCGGAGAACGAGGAGGCCCUCAGCACCAUCAAGCGGGUCCGGACCACGCUCGACACGAAGAAGAAGCGCGCACAGGCUGAAGCACAGGCCGAGCUCCUUGGAAACGCAGCCUCCGGAGACGCUGAUGCCGAUGACGCCGAGGAUGGCGCCUUCGACAACGAAGACGACGAUGUCGGAGAGGGACCGGCCGACAACAUGUCACUCGCCGACGAGUCCGACCUUGAAGUCACCUUCUCCUCUUACAACACAUCGAACGGCGACAAGGCCAAGAAAGAAGCCAGCGCCACGUCAUUCCAGAACCCCGAAUACUUCAUGUCCUACACCCCCAACCAGACCAACAUGGCCGAAGACCGCGCAUACGGUGUGCAUUCCGGCACGAACGCCAACUUCGCCCAAGCGUCUCGCGACGCGGCCAUGGAUCUGCUCGGCGACGAAGGCAGCCGCGGGUUCGGCGAGCCUCGCACCAUGAUGCGUUGGGACAAGCGACACAAGAAGUACGUGUCGCGCCAGAACGACGAGGACGGCUCCAAGGGCACGCGUCUCGUGCGCGGUGAGAGUGGUGCCAAGAUCGCCGCCAGCUUCCGCAGUGGACGCUUCGACGCCUGGAAGAAGGGCAAGCGACUUGAGCGCAUGCCUCGCGUGGGUGAGGCUGAGACUCCGGGUCUGGGUGCUAACCUGGAUUACCGCGGUGGAAGACGGUUCAGACACAACAAGGACCAGGCGCCUAAGCGGGCUGAUCCUCUCCGCGGUGACUUUGAUAAGAUGAAGAAGAAGAACGCGGCUGCCAAGGAGCGCCAGCUGUCCAAGGUUGGCGGUGCUGCAUCUGGUGGUAAGAGCGAGCUGAGGAACACGGAUGACAUCCGGCGGGCGCGCAAGCUGAAGCAGAACCGUCGGGAGAAGAACGCUCGUCCGUCACGGAAGAAGUAG